This is a messenger RNA of Camponotus floridanus (Florida carpenter ant), 2934 nucleotides long. Its product is annotated as neprilysin-4. The record is from RefSeq and is a predicted model, not a curated record. Bases 385 to 2676 code for a protein of 763 amino acids. Gene Ontology annotation, cellular component: plasma membrane. Gene Ontology annotation, molecular function: metalloendopeptidase activity. The transcript is spliced from 17 exons. Gene Ontology annotation, biological process: protein processing. Lineage: Eukaryota; Metazoa; Arthropoda; Insecta; Hymenoptera; Formicidae.
AAGCCGAAACUUCAGUUUAGUUUACUAACGGUCCUCGAGUCGCAUCCUCCGUCGCGACCGAUAUACGCGGCCGUUAAAACUCAGGGAGAAGAAAGGGAGGAAGAAAAAAUAAAGGAAACGAAGCUCACACGAGGGAUCAAAGGGAUGACGUGAGGCGACUGCGGCGACAGAAGGAAAAUCGCGACAGAAAGGAACGAUUUUUCCGACUAUUUGUUUCUACUGCGAAGAUAUUUCACGGAGCGAAGAGGAAGAAAAAUUGAAGCACGCGCACAGUACUUUAAUAUGAGUAUAUAAGAGAUUCGUCGAGGGAGGCUGCAAACAGACACGCCGCUUAAGAGUCUAGAGAUCAUUCAGGAAGAACGAGACGGCGAAGGAGACGCGAAGAUGAGAUACAAGGUAAACGACCCAGAGGACAAUGAGAGAGAUGCGGGGGAGAACGGAGGAAUUUCCAAAGGAAAUUCUGAUGUUUCGUGGAAUUAUAAUCAAAAAGAUGAAAAGAAAUCGAGCAGCAAGGAAAUGAGGCUUGUGAUCGUUGUUGGACUGUUAGCAGUGACUGUCAUCGCUCUCAUUGUAGCACUGACGUUGCAAAUAGCGGUCUUCCGCAAAGAAGAGUACAAGGAGAUGUGUCAGAGCGAGGAAUGUAUCAAGACAGCGGCGCGAGUAAUAGGCGCGAUGAACAAAUCCGUGGAUCCUUGCAAGGAUUUCUACAAUUUCGCAUGUGGCGGUUGGAUCAACAAGCAUCCGAUUCCUCAAAGUCAGAGCUUUUGGGAUCAGCUAAGUUUGCUUAGGGAGGAACUUUUAGAGAAUUUAAGAAUUUUACUAGAAGAACCGGAUAAGGAGACCGAUCUUAGGCCAGUCAAAUUAGCGAGAGCUCUUUAUAAAACCUGUAUGGAUAUCGCGAGUGUCGAGGCCUUAGGAUUACAACCCAUUUCUCAGGUACUCGAUAAAUUAGGCUUGCCAAAGGAUCCGCCGAUGCAGGGUAAUAUACCUUCUCUCGAUAUAUCGAGAUUAACAGGGAUAGCACAGAGAGCGUUGGGCUUAAAUCUCUUUAUUAAUUUUUACAUCAGUGAGGACAUUAAGGACACUACAAGAAAUCGAAUGAUGAUAGAGCAAGCAUCUCCUGGAUUUAGCGAGCGUUAUCUAUUAGAUCCACGACGAUUUCAAUUAGAAUUGAUGGAGUAUAGAAAGUACAUAAAAUCCAUGGUCGAGCUCGCAGGGGCUGGGAACAUGAGCGCGAAUUAUGCCAAUGAGAUCAUAGAGUUCGGCACGAAACUCGCCAAAAUCAUGGCGACACCCGAGGAGCGACGCAGCGCGGAUCAUCUUCUUCACGACGUGACGAUCAAUGAGCUGCAACAACUUACGGAUAUGCACGCGGUGCAGUGGAAUUGGACGAUAUAUCUGGAAUCUGUAUUCGAGAACACAAAUGUCACCAUAAAUCCGACCGUAGAUCGAGUUAUCUUAAUAGACCUGCAGUAUUUGCAGAAAUUACCAGUGCUGCUGUCCAACACGCAACCCGCCACGAUAGUCCGAUACAUCUGGUGGAGCGUGUACUCGACGGUUGCUCCCUUGACGCUGCAAAAAUUUCGGGACCUCGGCUUCCAGUUCUCGCAGAAGGUCUUCGGACUGAAGGAGAAGACGCCUCGCUGGAAGGGAUGCACUGGAAACGCCAAUGCGAACUUCGGCAUGGCACUUAGUUAUAUUUACGCGCAGAAAUACUUCAACGAGCAAGCGCGAGAAAAGGCAUUGGAGAUGUUAUCGGAUAUCAGAGCAGCAUUCGAUGAAAUGGUUACGGAACUUGAUUGGAUGGAUACCGGCACGAGAUCUCGAGCCCAUAGAAAGUUACACGCGAUGAGACCGUUUGUGGGAUUUCCCGAUUGGAUUACGGAUCCCAAAGAGUUGGACAAGUUUUACGAGGGAGUGGAGAUAAUCGAUGGAAAAUUAUUCGAAACUUUUUUAAAACUGACCGAUGUGGCGAUGAAAAAGAGUUUCAAUAAUUUGCGCGAAAAGCCUGACAGAAGCAGGUGGAUAUCAACGGGCACGACGGUAAACGCGUUUUAUAGCGCCAUAUUAAAUUCAGUUACUUUUCCAGCUGGUAUUUUACAUCCUCCAUUUUAUGGCAAUGGACUGGAAUCCAUCAAUUAUGGCGCUAUGGGAGCCAUCAUGGGCCACGAGCUUACGCAUGGUUUCGAUGAUCAAGGUCGCAGGUACGAUGAGAACGGCAAUCUUCGUCAAUGGUGGAGCGACGAGACGUUACGACACUAUCACGACAAAGUGCAGUGUAUGAUCGAGCAGUAUAGUAGUUAUUAUUUGCCGGAGUUGGGCGAUAAUUUCACAGUGAACGGCAUCAAUACUCAGGGCGAAAAUAUCGCUGACAACGGUGGCAUUAGGGAAGCUUACAGAGCAUAUCAAAGGCUGAUUGCGCGUAAUCCGUAUCAGCAAGCUCUGCCAGGUCUUGUCGAUUACAGCAACGAACAGCUGUUCUUCUUGGGUUUCGCUCAGGUCUGGUGUGGCAAUUACACAAACGGAGCGUUAAAGUCCAAGGUGAUAGAGGGUGUCCAUGCGCCGAAUCAUUUUCGUGUUAUCGGCACGUUAUCGAACAACGCGGAAUUCGCAAGAGCGUGGAGAUGCCCGCUCGGCAGUCCAAUGAAUCCAGCGCACAAGUGUAUCCUGUGGUAGAUAUUCUAUUCGUGUUAUUUUCGAAUGGUACAAAAUAACGCAAUGAUGCCAGAAACUGUUAUUUCAUUCAAGCUGAAUAUACAUCGUGAAAGAAGAACAGUUGUUGGUGCAGUGAUAAUUUUAAGAAAUUGUAAAUAGACUGAUUUACAAUUAUAGGAACUAGCGAGUAAUUUAUUAUAUACUCUUAGGCGCUAUUCUUAGCCUUAAGCUUAUCAUGUAAAUAUCACACGGUAGAGAAUAAUAACUUUUAUAAAGAGA